CAUUUAACUUGAAGCCCUCAUUUAGGAUCGCAGCAUUCAAGAUGAACAGAAAACCAACCGCACCAACUGGGAAAACUGAGGAAGAAGCUGAUUAUGUUAACUCAGCAGUACACACAGUGGAGAAAACAGCCACCACUCCAGACCAGAAGUUUGGCUCCUUCACUCGCUCUUCUUCACCAGUGGCAGGGUGUUGGGUGAUACUGAUCGUUAUCAUGGCCCUUCGUAUUUACUUUACUUCAGUCAUUUCUGAAAACAACGGCAUGCUGAGUGCAGAAAACCAGGAACUGAAAAACAUCAUCGACAAACUGAACUCAACUGUCAACAAUCUGACAGUCCAGUUAGACAACCUGAAUAAAUCCUAUGCUGACUUAGAGAGUAACAACACGGACGUGAUUGCAGAAAACCAGGAACUGAGGACACACAUCCAGCAGCUGGAGACACAGAAGAAAAACUUGACUGAUAUGUUAGAAGACAUGGAGACAGAGAGGAAUGAGCUCAAUGUGAGUCGAGCUCAGUGGAGCAUUGAUCAAUACUGCCCCAUAGUGGGAGCUGUAAGACAGUGUAAGUCUUGUCAGGCAGGCUGGAUACAGGACGAGUCCAGCUGCUACGUGAUUAUUGAUGAAAGACCUCCUAAUCAGAAAACCUGGGCUGGAGCACAAGCGGUCUGCAAGGAAAAGAAUUCAGAAUUGCCUGUUAUAAAUAAUGCAACGGAGAAGCAAUACAUCCAUACAAUCAGUUGGUACCGUCCAGGAAUCAAUGGAUACUGGAUUGGCCUGAGAGUUGUAGAUGGGAAGUGGACGUGGGUCGAUGGAAGUAAUCUGACUGACAUCUCCUGGAUACAACCAGCGACUCCUACUGAAGGUCACUGUGCCAUUUCUGUCCAGAACCAAGGACUGAAAUCAGUGAGCUGCAGUGAAAUGAACGCAUGGAUCUGUGAAAAGAAGGCUUUGUCUCUUACACCACCUUAGUGAAACUUGAGAAGGUUACCAGAUUGUGGUGCAGUGGUUAGCGCUGUAGCUUCACAUCAAGAAGGUCCUGCACUGGAUACCUGACAGACAGCAGACAUUCAAAUGGCUCAAUCGCUGCAAAAGAAAAGGUAGCAGCUGCUAGCUUGUUUGCAAAGCUCUAUGCCAUUAGCAACCAGGUUAUUUUUAGCAGCACUUGCCUUGCAAACUUGGAGGUUGUUGGGGAUUUUAGAAAGAGUACAUAUGCAGAUAACAGAAGGAAGGGGGAAAAUUGUGUCCAAUUACAGGCUUCAUACCAACAGUCUACAUCUGUCUACUUCAGCAGGAACAGACUCUUUCAGUUUCUAACCCAGUUAGCACAAAGCACACACGCUCACAAGUAAAACAGCUGUAAACAAAGUUCCUCAAUCUGAAAACUCCAUUGAUUGAUUGAUGGUGUGAUUGUGGCAUUCAGCAGAGUUGUCCAUGCAUGUAUAUAUUGCACUUUAAAAGCUAAGAGAACUUGUUGAAUGUAACUAACUAGCUAGACUAGACUAACACAUAUCUCCCUGCUGGCCAUGAAGAACUAUAUCAGGCUGUUGCUGUUCCUUCAUGUGUUCAGCUGUCUGUUUAUCUUCAAGCAUAUUCCUGUUGUAUUUAAUAAAACUGU
This is a messenger RNA of Acanthopagrus latus (yellowfin seabream), 1614 nucleotides long. Its product is annotated as CD209 antigen-like protein A. The coding region runs from base 42 to 968 and encodes 308 amino acids. Lineage: Eukaryota; Metazoa; Chordata; Actinopteri; Spariformes; Sparidae. The transcript is spliced from 7 exons. The record is from RefSeq and is a predicted model, not a curated record.